CCAUCAGGCGCCGCGGCGCAAGCCCGGCUGGAGCCGGCGACUGAGGCAGGACCCGCGGAGGCCGGGCGAAGAUGGCGGCCUCCUGCGUCGAGAUCCUGAGGCGGGAGUUCCCGGAGCUCGACGGGGAGAUGUUCGACUACGUGACCGGUAUCCUCCACAGCGGCAGCUCAGACUUUGAAUCGGUGGAUGACCUGUUCGAAGCCGUCGGGGAGCUCUUACAGGAUGUGUCCAGAGACUCCAAAGAUGACGAGGAGAUCCGCGCUAUCUGCCAGCAGAUGUACAACACCCUCCAUUUGGACAGUGAGAACUCCCAGGGAGACAGGCAGGUACUCCUGGAUGCCCCAAUCCAACUUUCUAAGAUCACAGAUAGUUACGAUUCUGGUUUGGACGUGCUGCCAGGACUGUGGGUGAAGAGAGAUCAAACCUCGGUGGUGAACACCAAGAAGCUGGAGAAGGCCGAGGCUCGCCUGAAAGCCAAGCAGAACAAGAAGCAAGAGCGGGAUUCUGUGAAGUCCUGCAACCCACUAGUACUUGAGGAGGCAUCCGCCAGCCAAGCGGCCAGCAAGAAGGAGACCCGCCUGGAAACUUCGGGCAAGAACAAAUCCUACGAUGUCCGCAUCGAGAACUUUGACGUGUCCUUUGGUGAGCGCGUCCUCCUUACGGGCGCGGAGCUGAACCUGGCCUACGGCAGGCGGUAUGGGCUGGUGGGCCGGAACGGGCUGGGCAAGACCACCCUGCUGAAGAUGAUUGCCAGCCGCAGCCUCCGGAUCCCCUCGCACAUCAGCAUCCUCCACGUGGAGCAGGAAGUGGCGGGUGAUGACACACCGGCCCUGCAGAGCGUGCUGGAGUGCGACACCACCCGGGAAAGCCUGCUGAAGGAAGAGAAGAUGCUGACGGCCCAGGUCAACUCUGGAAGGGGAGAUGGUACCGAAGGCUCCAGGCUGUCUGAAAUCUAUGCUCGGCUGGAAGAGAUCGAGGCAGACAAGGCCCCGGCAAGUCCCAACUUCUACAUCCUGGAUGAGCCGACGAACCACCUGGACAUGGAGACCAUCGAGGCUUUGGCAAAGGCGCUCAACAAAUUCCGGGGCGGCCUUAUGCUCGUUUCCCACGACGAGCGCUUCAUCCGGCUGGUAUGCCAGGAGCUGUGGGUGUGCGGAAAUGGCGCCGUGCAGCGCAUCGACGGCGGCUUCGACGAGUACAGAAAUAUCUUGCAGGAGCAGUUCCGGAAGGAGGGCUAUCUAUAAAGCGGCCGUCCGGACUGUGCCCGCAAGCAGGCCGGGAGUCGAGCAGACUGCGUGCCGGUCCUUGUCCUACUUGGUCCUGCGUCGCACGAAUGUCAGCUAUGCAAUUCCCGGCUGGGCGGACCCUUCCCUUGGAAACCGGCGUCUUCUGCGGAGGGAGCAGUCGCGCAGAGGGGAUUCGCAGUAGGAAAGCGAGUCUCCCUUUCGGGCUGCUCGAACUGGUGCCAUGUCUCUGCUGGGCAGGGGUCAAAGGGUAUCGAAGAGAAGGGCAGGAAGCGAUUCAGUGCUGCUUUUAGGAAGGGAAUCAGGGUGUGUUGGAGCUCUGCUGCCUGUAACCCUUUUUCUUUCCACGGGUCUGCCACCAUGUUCAGAAAGCAGAGAAGAAGGUUUCUGGGUUUGGACCCAGCUCUGGGCUGCGCGCUGUGCUGCUUCUCUUGAAAGUGAGGUGAAACUCGAAACCCAGCUUUGAAACAGGUGGGGUGGGGUCUCCUCCCUCGCCACCCCCUGCCAAUUUUCUGCGGUGUAGAGGCGCUGCCUCUUUAUGUGCCAAACCGUAUCCUCUUAGAGGAAGCACUUCUUCCUUCGAGGGUCGCCUGAAAUUGCCCUGGUUUGUUUUCCUGCUCCACAGGUGAUGCCUUUUUGUUCUGAAAAGGGGUCCCCACUCCCUCUUCACUUUUGACGGCAACCCCUGGAGGGCCAGGCAUUAUGUAAAGGGGGGGAUGCCGGCUCUACCUUCUGCCCAGAAGAUAGCAACCUCAUCCGUCUCGGAUGGUUGGGCCGUGGCUUAACAUUUCCAGAAGAUAAUAUUCAGCAAAAACCCUCACUGGUAUCCAAGGUCUGAACUCCACGCAGGACAACAUUCUGCCCCAGCUGACGCCCCCUGUCUCAGUCAUCCCACAAAUAAAAUGGUUUUCCGUUCCAAGCAAAGAGUUCCAGCACGUGUUCAUCUCUCUCCAUCUGCACCGAAGCUGCUAUGUAAAUAAAAUGGGGUCACCCUGGC
Molecule: messenger RNA, 2241 nt
Organism: Sphaerodactylus townsendi
Lineage: Eukaryota; Metazoa; Chordata; Lepidosauria; Squamata; Sphaerodactylidae
Gene: ABCF3
Product: ATP binding cassette subfamily F member 3
Exons: 10
Coding region: 72-1244 (390 amino acids)
Molecular function (GO): ATP hydrolysis activity; ATP binding
Source: RefSeq, a predicted model, not a curated record